Myotis lucifugus (little brown bat) is the source of this 1007-nucleotide messenger RNA. Its product is annotated as L-seryl-tRNA(Sec) kinase-like. The record is from RefSeq and is a predicted model, not a curated record. Bases 1 to 747 code for a protein of 248 amino acids. Gene Ontology annotation, molecular function: tRNA binding; kinase activity. The transcript is spliced from 6 exons. NCBI's taxonomy places the organism in Eukaryota, Metazoa, Chordata, Mammalia, Chiroptera, Vespertilionidae.
AUGGAUUUGGUGAAGGUGCUGCGGUCUCGGUGCCGUGGUAUGCCGUCCCGCCUGGAAGUCGCUGCGCCAGGAGCUGCUGAAGGACCCUGGAAAUGCUUUCUGCGGGCCGUCCUGCACGGGGACCCCGCUGUUCGGCGCCGCCCGGUGGGACGGAGGCCCUGUGGGAGGCGCUCGUCACCUGCCCUGCGGGGCCAGGCCCUGCUGCCUCCCGCCUCGGAGGGCGUGUCCCACUGCCUCCCGACCCCGACCACCGCGUCCGGGCCGUUGCUUCUGAUUUUAGAUGACAACUUCUAUUACCGAAGCAUGAGAUACGAGGUCUACCAGCUGGCUCGCAAGUACUCGCUGGGGUUUUGCCAGCUCUUUUUAGAUUGUCCUCUGGAGACCUGUGUACAGAGGAAUGGCCAGCGGCCGGGGGCGCUGCCCGCCGAGACCAUCCGCCUGAUGCGGGGGAAGAUGGAGGAGCCCAACCCCGAGAAAAACGCCUGGGAGCACAACAGCCUCACGGUGCGGAGCCCCGCGUGCUCGGCCGCGGCCAGCCCCGAGCUGACCGGCCUGCUGCUUGCUGCUCUGGAAAACCCCGUGAACCGUGUCGAGGACAACGCGGAGCAGAAGGAAACUGACAGAAUUAUUUGUUCAACCAACACGCUUCACCAAGCUGAUCAGACGCUGCGAAGGAUCGUCUCUGAGACAAUGAAGGAAGCAAAAGUUCGCAGGCCAAUGCUCUAUCCACUGAGCCAAACCAGCUAGGGCAGCAGUGCCACUCUGAGGCACACACGUUCCCAGCAGCAGCAUUCAUAAGAGCCAGCAGGUGGAAGCAACCAGAUGUCCAUCGGCGGACAACCAUCGGUAGAAAAUGUGGUAUCACAUACAGUGGGCCGUUCGCCAUAGAAAGGAGUAAAGCGCUGAUGCACGUUCCAUGGGCGAACCAUGAGCACAUUAUGCAGAAGGAGAGCAGCCCAAGAACGGCCACGGCAGCCCAGGCCCCGGAAACGUCAGGACAGGGACAU